AUGACUGAUCCCACAAGUGGGGGCGUGGCUCCUAUCCCCAUCACGGUCGAGUUUACCGGCGGAUUAGAGAUUUUGUUUUCCAAUGAGCGCAAGCAUAAAAUUACAGUACCGGGCCGCCUGGAUGAUGGAAGUCAGCCAAAUAUCUCAUAUCUACUCCGGUACCUGGUCGACAACCUGAUGAAAGACCAGAGGAAGGAACUAUUCAUCAUGGAGGACAAUGUCCGGCCAGGAAUCCUUGUUCUAAUCAACGACGCCGACUGGGAACUAGAAGGCGAAGAAGCGUACGAAUUACAACCAGGAGAUAAUAUUGUGUUUGUAUCGACGUUGCAUGGAGGCUAG
Penicillium pulvis is the source of this 339-nucleotide messenger RNA. Its product is annotated as ubiquitin-related modifier 1. Gene Ontology annotation, cellular component: cytoplasm; nucleus. Gene Ontology annotation, molecular function: protein tag activity. The coding region runs from base 1 to 339 and encodes 112 amino acids. Gene Ontology annotation, biological process: protein urmylation; tRNA thio-modification. The transcript is spliced from 3 exons. The record is from RefSeq and is a predicted model, not a curated record. Lineage: Eukaryota; Fungi; Ascomycota; Eurotiomycetes; Eurotiales; Aspergillaceae.